CCCUGCGGUCCAGUGCUGGGCAGUGAGACCUAAGAUAACCUUUAUCAGAAAGGAUGCAGUUGGGGAAAGGAAAACUGCUCAGGACUGGACUGAAUGCAUUGUAUCAAGCAAUACACCCAAUCCAUGGCCUUGCCUGGACUGAUGGGAGUCAGGUAGUCCUAACGGAUUUACAGCUUCACAAUGGAGAAGCCAAGUUUGGGGACUCCAAAGUCAUUGGACAAUUUGAACGCGUCUGUGGGCUGUCCUGGGCCCCAGGUGGUACAGCUGACGUACCCACUCUGCUUGCUGUCCAGCACGAAAAUCAUGUCACUGUGUGGCUGCUGUGUCCCAGCAUUAUGGAGACAAGCAAAUGGCUGAUGUCUCAGACCUGUGAGAUUAGAGAAUCACUUCCUGUCCUUCCCCAGGGUUGUUUGUGGCAUCCAAAAAAUGCUAUCCUGACUGUGUUGACUGCACAGGAUGUUUCUGUUUUCCCUAACAUUCACUGUCACAGUUCCCGGGUAAAAGCAGACAUCAACACACAGAGCUGCAUUCGCUGUGCAUGUUGGACCCAGGAUGGCCAGAGGCUGGUGGUGGCAGUAGGCAGCAGCCUGCAUUCUUAUAUUUGGGACAGUGCUCAGAAGACUCUUCAGAAGUAUUCCUUAUGCCCAGUGUUUGAUGUGGACAGCUGCAUCUGCUCCAUCAGUGCAACUGUGGACUCACAGGUUGCUAUAGCCACUGAGCUUCCACUAGAUAAGAUCUGUGGCUUCAAUGCAUCUGAAAUCUUGGACGUUCUCCCUAAUGGUGAAGGCACUUCUCUGCAUACUUUCCCAGUUAUUGGUGAAGUGCCCUGUAUGGAUAAAGGUGCAAUUGACAGUGAAACAAAUUCUGAAAUAUCACUUUCUCCUUCUUGUUUAGAUCCUUUGGACCUAACUCAUAUACAUUUCAGUCAACAUAGGUCUGAGGGUAGUUCUCUUAUUUCUCUAGGAAAAAAGGACUAUUUGACAGAAACAGGCCAGGAUUCUUCACAUUUAGUCCUUGUGACCUUUAAGGAAUUAGUUGCCAUGAGCAGUAAAGUCACCAUUCCAGGCAUUUUGGUUCCUGAUUUAAUAGCAUUUAAUCUUAAAGCACAGGUAGUGGCAGUGGCUUCUAACACUUGCAAUAUAAUUUUGAUCUAUUCUGUCAUUCUAUGUUCUAUGCGAAACAUCCAGCAAAUUCACUUAGAGAAUACUGAAAGACCAAAAGGCAUAUGUUUCUUGACAGACAAAUUAUUAUUGAUUUUGGUGGGAAAGCAAAAAUUCACUGAUACAACAUUUCUUCCUUCUUCAAAGUCCGAUCAGUAUGACAUAUGUUUGAUUGUUAAAGAAGUAAUGUUGGAAGAACAAUCUUCAGUAACCUCAAAUGAAAGCCAGAGUGCCUACUCUACUUUCAGUGCUCUGUUAAAUAAGUCAUAUAGAAAACAGUUAAUUGAAGGUCUUUGCCUAGAUUUUUGUUACCAAAACAGAGAGUUCUUGUUAACACCUAGUACCAGUAGGCAGAGUGGAAGGCCUGAAGAAAUCCAGAGUCCCUCGUCCAGUAUCUGUGCUGGCCACAUAGCCCUAGAGACACCCGACGCUAAGCCUAUUAAUCAGUCAGCAGCACUGCCCAGGCACAGCAGCACACCGGACCACACCAGCGCACUGGAGCCUACUAAUUUGUCCCAAAGAAAGGACUUGCAAAGGGAAAAUGAAACUUCUCAGCUGUCUAAGGAAGUGGAAAUUUUAUCUAGGAAGCUCACUGAAAUGCAGCGAUGUCUUUCUGAACUCACACACUUUCUACAUAGUGAGAAGAAACCCUCUUCCGUGUAUCCACUCUUUCAGGAUCCUCCUUACGUUCACAUCGUUUACCAGAAACCUCAUCAUGUAGGUCCUGUUGUUCAAAAAAGAGCGGUGCUUCUCUGCGAUGGCAAACUAAGGCUUGGUACAGUUCAGCAGGCUUUUGGCCUCUCUCUCAUUGAAAUGCUGCAUGACUCCCAUUGGAUCCUUCUCUCUGCUGACAGCGAGGGCUUUAUCCCAUUAACUUUCACAGCCACACAGGAAAUAAUCAUAAGAGAUGGCAGCCUGUCCAGGUUAGAUGUCUUCAGAGACUCUUCAUCUCAGCCUGGAUCCUGUUUCUUCUCUUAAAGUCUUUAGAGACCUUAUUGUCCAAAAUUUAGAUAUCACUGGCUGUUCUAACCAUUUAGCCAGUGUGGCCUGGUAUCUGUUUGCAGAGCAUUUGCUGUGUAGCUCUUCAGGAUGAGACCAUUACAAACAAGGUCUGUUUUCCACGUGGACUCUCGGCAGGGAGAUUCACACUGCCGUCAGUGUCAGGCGGGGCACUUGCCGUGGUUUGCUCUGCCGCUUUCCCCCCUUUUCCCCUGGGCUGAGGCUCGCUCCUCUGCAGCAGAGCUCAUCUUUGUUAGAUGGCUCAGAAAGUGCUUGUUUAUGUAUUCAUGACUGUGUGGUUUUAUCUAAGGGCAGAAUUCCCAGAACAAAACAAUAUUAUGGUGCCAUACGGAUUGUUUUAUGGUUUCUCUGAGGCUUUGUGUCCCUUGCCCAAAGCUGUGUUGAAAUUGUCUUAGGAGCACUUAAAAGAUAGCCUCAGCAUUGUUAGAGGUCUUUUUCCGGCUUAAAGAGGGUAGGUAGGAAGUGCUCCUGGAGAGCAUAUGCUCCAGAAUAUCCUUUUAACCUCAAAACUAGCAGGAAUCAGCAGAGCUCAAAGGAAGACAAAAACCCACUGACUUUUGCUGCCAGGGCUACCUGGAACAGGAAGUAGAGCUCUGAUGCCAUUUGACCUCCCAGGAUUUACACCUAACCCUCUUGCCUCCUUAAAAAAUUCUGGCUGACAAAGGUCCAGAAACUAGCCCUGGGAAAAUUUUGAAUGAAAUUUCAAGUGAAUUUAACCUCUCUGGGCUCUACUUGAGGUUGUGCUGAUGCUACUAGUAUACUGCCAAGCACAGGCAAGGCCAAAGCGUGAUUUUGUGCCAUUGCCACACUCAUGAUUUUCUACCCAAAAUACUUUUUUUUUAAAUUUUCUGUUUGGGGAUCAUAAAAAUUUCCUAUUUUUCUCCUAGUAGUCAGCUCCAUUGAUUAACUUGUCACUUUAAUUUUGAUAUUUUUCUUUUCCCUACUUUCCAGUCUUAAGAGACCAGCAUAGAAUCUGUGAAAGUAUUUCAGAAAGUUGGAAAUUUACUGAAUCUGAGGUCGUUCUAAAAAGUACCAGUUUGUUAUAGUUAUGGCCUAAAGUACCAGUUUAAUGUAGUGACAAGAGUCCUGAUUACUUUCAGAUGGACACACCAGUUCUCACUGCCUUUGGACAAAAUCACAGAUUUCAGUUACUGCAGCAUAACGAAUUGAUCAGUGGCUAGACAGAGCCCAUCUGCAGAUAAAUUAUUUCAGCCAUAGAAGCUCCAUAAGCACAUAUGUUCCUUUUCCCCCCCUCUUUCCUUGAAAAUCAUCUAGAAAAAAAUAUUUUGUACCCUUGGGGACUGCUGUCUGUUUCAGUUUAUGAAGAUGGAGCUGGGCUAGGAAUGAAGUGAGGGCCCAUUUUGUGGUUCAGAUGCAUUAGACAGCGGCUGGGCUAAUGGAUGUGGAGGCCAGUGUCUGUCAUCAGCUGCUGGAGAGUGGUAGCUGAGGACAGUCUGAGGCCUGGCUCCAUUUGCGAAGGAAGUGUCCGGGGUGCGAUGAAAUCACAACUAUCUUGAAGCCUGGGGAGGGGCCUAGGGGGUCCUUGAGUAGGAUCAAUGUGGGUGCCUGAAGGUGUAUGUUAUAAUCUCCAUUUCUCAGGUCAAAAUCCUGUGAAUGAGUCUUCAAUAAAAUCAUGAAUUGUUA
This is a messenger RNA of Lemur catta (Ring-tailed lemur), 3824 nucleotides long. RefSeq names its product WD repeat and coiled coil containing (gene WDCP). Gene Ontology annotation, molecular function: kinase binding. Lineage: Eukaryota; Metazoa; Chordata; Mammalia; Primates; Lemuridae. The transcript is spliced from 4 exons. The record is from RefSeq and is a predicted model, not a curated record. The coding region runs from base 54 to 2138 and encodes 694 amino acids.